Molecule: messenger RNA, 1793 nt
Organism: Monopterus albus (swamp eel)
Lineage: Eukaryota; Metazoa; Chordata; Actinopteri; Synbranchiformes; Synbranchidae
Product: angiopoietin-related protein 4-like
Exons: 7
Coding region: 59-1405 (448 amino acids)
Biological process (GO): positive regulation of heterotypic cell-cell adhesion; platelet aggregation; fibrinolysis
Cellular component (GO): fibrinogen complex
Molecular function (GO): extracellular matrix structural constituent; protein-macromolecule adaptor activity
Source: RefSeq, a predicted model, not a curated record
GCGAGACAUCAGAACCAGCAUUCAUAUCUAAAGAGACCACAGACUCAGAGACUCAACGAUGAAGAUGCCAAAGCUUCUCAUCCUCCUCUUGAUCAUUUUGGUGCAUGCAGGUGCCAGUUUCCCCACUGAGAGAAGAGCUGGGCCAUCCCGAGACAAACACGCAUCCUGGGAUGACGUGAAUGUGUUGGCUCAUGGCCUGCUGCAGCUGGGCCAGGGUCUGAAGGAGCACGUGGACAAGACCAAAGCCCAGAUGAGAGACAUCAACACCAAACUGAAGACCUUUAACAGCACAGUGGCUGAGCUGAAGAGGAAGCAGCAGGAGCAAGAUGAAGCUCUGAAGGCCAGAGGAGAAGAGGGGGAGGAGAGAGUGAAGAUGGCUGCAGAGCUGGCUGAGGAGGUGAGGGUGAAGAUGGAGGAGGUGAAGAAGCAGAGCGAGGACAUGCACUCCAGGAUGGACAGGCUGGAGGAAGUGCUCACUGAGCCGACACUGGAUGGCAGCAACAGCAAUCACUCAGGAGACCCAUUUAUCCAGCGGCUGCUGGCAGCUCAGAACAGACGCAUUGACCAGCUGGUGGAGAAAAUCAAGCAACAACAAGACAAACUGGAGAAGCAGAGUCUGCACCUGCAAUCACUGCAGAGCAAGGUUGCACAUAAAAGAGUGAAAUCACACCAACGGAGAGAUGAAGGGAUGGCACUGAGGGGAGAGGCAGAGCAGAGUAAAACCACAUCAGGUUUCACCAGAGACUGUCAUGAUCUGUUUUUACAAGGGCAGCGAGCGAAUGGCAUCUACACGAUCCAACCAGUGAGCUCCCAGCCCUUCAAUGUUCUCUGUGAAAUGGCUUCAGAAGGUGGAUGGACCAUCAUUCAGAAACGUCAAGAUGGAUCCCAAAACUUCAAUAAGCUGUGGGGGAGCUAUAAGAAUGGCUUCGGCAGCCUGAAUGGUGAGUUUUGGUUGGGCUUGGAGAACAUCCACUCUCUGUCCAAACAAGGCCAGUACAUCCUGCAGGUGGAGCUCUCGGAUCAGGAGGGAGAGCAGCAGGCAGCUCGCUACCAGUUCCAGGUGGAGGGAGAGGAGAAGAUGUUUGCUCUGCACUUGAAGCAGGACUCUUCAUCUACUGUUCUGGAGGAAAUCAUGAACACUGGAGCCUCCGGUCUUCCCUUCUCCACAGCCGACAGAGAUAACGACCUCGUUGCUGACAUCAACUGUGCAGAGCUGCUCUCUGGUGGUUGGUGGUUUAGUAGCUGUGGUGAGUCAAACCUCAAUGGCAGAUAUCCCAGAAGGCCGAGCCAUAUCAGGAGACAGCAGUACAGCAGAAAAGCAAUGUUUUGGACAUCCACAAAGGGACAAAACAACUCUCUGAAGACCACACUGCUGAAGAUCGCACCCGCAACAAUAAAGCACUAAGCUUGUAUUCAGUAUGUCUCAGAAGGACUGAGCAGAGGACCACAGUUACCCAAAGCCAGAGACAAUGAGAAUGUGUUAACUUAAAUGUUGAAUUACAAAAUAUUUCUUUGCUAUGCCAUGUGAUAACUCUUGUUUGAGUGGACGGCUUCAGUCAUAUUGACAGUUGUAAAAUUAUUCCCUUCAUAGGGGGUUGACGUCUUAAUCUUAUUUUAUAGAACCUUCUGCAGGUGUUUACUUUGUACAGUUUCUUACUUUCAACAUUUAUACACUUUAAACAUUUUGUAUUUCAUUUGCAUGAAAAUGUUUGAAAGUUAAAUUUAUUUUGCCUUGAAGGUGUCACAAUGUAUGAACGCACGAACUCGAGUCACAAUAAAAUUUACUUGUUAAA